AUGGAACUUUUUGCAAAGUUCUUCUCGGUGUUGGUUCUAUGCGUAGCCAUAAUGGCACACCAGGUAGUUGCACUUAACUUACUGAGUGGAGAUCUAAUUCACGGCAAGGAAACACUACCAAGAGGAAAUACUCUAAUCAAUAAGGUAUGCGCAAAGUCCUCAACCAGAGACCUCUGCAUUGAAGUCCUCUCAUCGGACCCAUUGACUAGUCCUAUUGCUGACCUCACGGACUUGGCAAUCAUUUCCCUCAGGGUUGCUGCAAAAAAUGCUUCUGGCAUCCUUACUGAUACUAAAGUUCUCAUCGAUGACGCCAGCCUAGACCCUGAUGUCCAACAAGGUUUGGCUGAUUGUAAGGCGAACAUCUUGGAUGCAGCGAGCCAACUAGAGGACACCAUUGCCUCCUUGUUGACUGGUUUGCAAGAUGACGCACAACGUUGGCUCAAAGCUGCCUUGGCUACCAUCGACACGUGUGACGUCUCCAUCCCCGGAGACGACGAUAUUCUCUUUGUUGAGAGCACCGUCUUUCGUAAGCUAUGCAACAUUGCCAUCAUUGUCACCAAGCUCCUCGCUAAUCCAGAUAGAUUAUAA
Vigna unguiculata (cowpea) is the source of this 588-nucleotide messenger RNA. Its product is annotated as putative invertase inhibitor. NCBI's taxonomy places the organism in Eukaryota, Viridiplantae, Streptophyta, Magnoliopsida, Fabales, Fabaceae. Gene Ontology annotation, molecular function: enzyme inhibitor activity. The record is from RefSeq and is a predicted model, not a curated record. Gene Ontology annotation, biological process: negative regulation of catalytic activity.